Molecule: messenger RNA, 3587 nt
Organism: Hydra vulgaris (swiftwater hydra)
Lineage: Eukaryota; Metazoa; Cnidaria; Hydrozoa; Anthoathecata; Hydridae
Source: RefSeq, a predicted model, not a curated record
UUUACUGGGAAUUUCAUCUGUUUUGGAGUAUCCAUGAAGCAUCAAGUCAUCAAGAUAUGUUAUUAAGAAUUCUUUCUCAAGACUACACAGUUGUCAAGACUACACAGUUGAAACCAGUACAAGAAAGAAAAUAAAAAAUGAUAUUUAACUCUGGAGUAACAUAGUGACAGUGAUAUCUGGAGUGACAUGAUAAAAUGGCAACAGGUGUUAAAGGACUUUUAGUUUGGUGUAAGAAUAUUACUCAACAUUACGAAAAUGCCCCAGUUAGUAAUAUGACAACAUCAUGGAGAAAUGGGCUUGCUUUUUGUGCCAUUAUCCAUUAUUAUAGACCUGAUCUUAUAGAUUAUUACAGUCUUGAUGAAAAAAAUGUGGCUGAAAAUAAUUCACUGGCAUUUCGUAUUGCAGAAGAACAAUUUGAUAUCCCAGCUUUAUUAGAUGUUGAAGACAUGGUUAAAAUGAGUGUUCCAGAUAGAUUAAGUAUCAUGACAUAUUUAUCGCAAUACUAUAACUAUUUCAAAGAUAAAAUGCCAGGUGAGUCUUCUCGUUCUUCAAGGAAGAGACCAAAUGAAUGGUCUCAUAGUUUACCUGUUGAAAAACGACCAACAAAUGUUCAAAAAACAUAUACAGAAAAACAAUUAAAUGCAUCAUACUGUUUUUCAUGUGGGAAAGUAGUUUAUCUUAUGGAAAAAGUAGUAGUUGAAGGUUUUAUAUUUCACAGAGUGUGUUUUAAAUGCAAUGUAUGUGGAAAUUUAUUAAAAUCUACAACCUACAAGUUGAGUGAAGAUAAACAUUUUUGUUGUGAAAAACAUUCUUCUGAAAAAGUUGAGAAACCUAAAGAAGUGAUUGAAUUUACUGACAAUUCAAAGAGUGCAGAAUGCUUAAAAGAAGAGGAGAAACAAAUAAAUAUUUCACCUUUUAGAAGAAAUGAGGUAUUCACUCGGCGUGGUCUUCGUCCUCAGUCUACCCCUGUUGAUAUUCAAUGUCAUCCAUCCUAUUCAAUUAAAUCAGGGGAAAAUGUUCUUCAGCCAACAAUACCUUCAAUCCCAAAAGCCAAAUCAUACUUAGCAAAUAUAUUAAAAAAAAAAGAAAUUGAAGAAAAUAGUCUAGAAUUUAAUAAUCCUGCUUAUCAACAUCAUUUGGAAUUGUCAGCUUACAUGAAUAGACUUAACCAAAGUGAACCUAAUUUAGUUCAUGUUAAUGAAAAAGCAACUGAAUCAGUUAUAUGCCACAAAAAUGUAGAAACCCAAAUUUCAAGUGUUUCACCCACCCUAGGAGUUUCUCUAUCAAAAGAUAAUUUAAAUUCAUUUGGAGAAAAUUGUGAAAAAAUUACUGGCAUAGCCAGCUCGCCAAAGAAACCUGAUAAUUUUCUAUCUGCUAAGGAAAAUUGUGAGCAUAUUGUUGACAGCCAGGCAAUCAAAUUGCCAGAUAACUUGUUAUUUUUUAAAGGAGAUUGUGAACAGAUUACAGAUAUGAAAAAUCAUAAAAAGAAAUUAGUAUUGAAAAAAAAAAAAAAAGGUGCGCGCAAAGAAUCAUUUUUAAAUCAAAAAUCAACAGAAAAUGAAUUUACAUCAAAUGCUGGGUCAGCAUCUUGUGAAGAAACAUCUGAAUUUUAUGAAUCAAGUUGCCAUAAUUAUGAAAAUAUUACCAGUUUUAAAGAGAAUGCCAUUAUUUCUAAUCAAGACAGCGAAUCUUUGGUUCAAGACAGCCAACCAUCAGAAAAUGAUUAUGAACAAAUUAAUUAUUUUGAAAUAAAAUCGACAUCUAAUGAACUUGAGGAUUCUAAUAAAAACUUAGAAAAUUUGAAGACAACAAACGUAUUUUUAAAUGAAAGCAAAAUCAUUGAAACUAAUAAUUUAAUUAAUACUGAGAAUAUUUUAAAUAAAGACGAAAAAAAUAACAAAUUAAGAGGCUCUAAAUGUUCUGAAAAGUCAAACAAUCCAUUUGAAAGUUCUGAUUCUGAACCAGAUAAAGAUUUUUUAGAAAGUUCUAAACUUAGUAGCUCUAAUCCUUUUUUAGGUUCAGUUGACAAUUUGUAUGAGAAUGAUUUUGCCAAUAGCAGUUCAGAUGCUACACUUAAUCCAUUUCUUAGUGACUCAGAAAAUCCUAAUUACUCUAACCCAUUCUUAUGUGGUUCAUCUGAUGAAGAUGAAGCAGUUAUGGCUGUUAAUAAUGAUGGUUUUUCCAAAAAACCUGACAAACCAACAAUAAUUAGAUCACAAUUAAAUUCAAGUAAGAAACGUAUGGCACCCACCCCUCCUGUGCGUGUUUUAAAUGAUAAACCCACUGUAGUUCCGAGACCAUCUGUAAGAAAUAUAAAGGAUGUGUCGUACCCUACUGCAGACCCCAGGCUUUCUCCAUGUAAUUCAACAAGCGUUUCUGAAUAUUCUUCAAGUCCAAACCUUUCCAUAAGUAAUAAAACAUUUGUUAAAGCUCCAAGUGUCAAAAAAAGAGCCCCAAAUCCACCCCUUAAAAAUACUGAAAAAUCUCUUAUGAAUGAAAAUGUUGAGAAAGUAAAGACAAUAAUAGAUAAUGUAUUAGGUUCUUCAGUUCCUUCUCAAAAUGUUCAGGAAUCAGAUAAAAACAUCAACCAAUCAAAACACACUGAGAAUAAUUAUGAAAAAAAUGAUCAUGAUCAAAAUGUUAUGAAAUGUUCAAAUGAAAAGGAUACCUGUUUAGAAAAUCUUACUGUAAAUAAAAACAUAGAUUCAUCUAGACAAAGCAGAAGUUCAUUGAGACAAAGUAAUCGUCGAAAAGCACCAGAACGCCCGGCAAAACCACCUGUUACUUUUGAAGAAGAUAUUGCAGAGCAUGAACUAAUUUUGAAAAAAAAUUUGAGCAAAAUUGAAAUUAUUGAAAAUGAGCUAAGUCAUAUUGAACAACAUCAAGGAAUUUUAGAGAUGGAAGGAGUUGAAAUGGAAAAAAAACUCAGGGAAUGUCAAACUGGCGAACAGGAAGAAGCAUACCUCAUAGAAUGGUUUCAAUUGGUGAACAAGAAGAAUAAUCUGCUUCGUAAAGAGAAUGAGCUUAUUUAUAUGUUACAAGAUAUUCAACUGUUAAAUCAACAGAGGGAAAAGGAAUUUCAAUUGAGACAACUAAUUUUAAAACCAGAAAGCAUGCGCAGUAAAGCAGAUCAACAACUUGAAAAUCAGUUAUUAGAAACAAUUUUGUUAUUAGUAUCGAAAAGGAAUGCCAUUGUAGAUAGGCUGGAAGAAGAUAGGCUUAAGGAAACCGAAGAAGACACUGAAAUAAACACAAUGAUAAAUGGAUUGAGUUCUCCGUCGAAAAGUGUUGCACCUGCGUCUGUAAAAUCUAAGACCAAGGAAAAGAAGAAAAAGAAAAAAAUUAAAAAUUUGAAAAAAAAAUAAUAUUCACUCUUCACAGAUGUUUUUGUCAAUAUCAGUCACUCAUCACAAGUUCGUCAUCACUCGCCAUAAAAUCUUUUACAUUUUAAAUUUUUUUUGUAAAUAUACACGUAAUUUAUUUUUAUAAAGUUGUUAAGGUUAAAAUAGGUAUUCCUUGUAUUGUUACAAUAAUACUGUAAAUAGGUUUUAAAAAUAAUAAACUUUUCUUAAAUUUUAUAUUUAUUA